AUGCCAGUUAAACCUCAAGCAUCUGAUGCCUCUUCAAACUUGAAAACUGAGGCGAGUAUGUCAUUCAUGUCGCUACCCGAGACAAAGACCCUACCUAGAAAACAGAUUAAUCCAACUCGUGAUU
Molecule: messenger RNA, 124 nt
Organism: Dentiscutata erythropus
Lineage: Eukaryota; Fungi; Glomeromycota; Glomeromycetes; Diversisporales; Gigasporaceae
Source: the annotation of a GenBank genome assembly